CCACAUAACAAUGACUGUAGACAUCGAGGCCCUUUACCUUAAAUUACCCAAAAACAUAAUGUCAUUUUUCGGAGUCUGGCUACCACCGAAGAGACACAUUAUCCUACACAAUAUCUACAUGUUAAUAAUCAUGGUAUCCCAGUACAGCUUUCUGCUAUUCGAGUUUAUUUAUCUAUUUGAUGUUUUAGAUGAUCUAGAGGCGGCUUCCGAAGCGUCGUAUCUGCUCUUUACUCAGGCGUCUCUGUGUUAUAAGACAACUGUUUUUCUGGUGAAUAAGAGGCAUCUGAUUGAGUUGCUUGAGCUGAUGAGGUGCGAGAUGUUUGCUCCUGAAACUGAGGUGCAUGAAAAGUUCCUGUCACUCCUGGCUGUGAGGAUCCCGCGCCUGUGUCUGUUCUUCAUGACGAGCGCGCUCACCACGUGCACGCUGUGGGCCAUGAUCCCGCUGUUCGACAACCAGGGCCGCCGCUCCUUCCCCUUCAGGAUCUGGAUGCCAGUAACCCCGGAGAGGUCUCCGCAAUACCAGCUCGGCUACUUGUACCAGGUGGCGGCGAUCUACAUCAGUGCCUUCCUCUUCAUCGCGGUGGACAGUGUGGCUGUUUGCAUGAUCAUGUUCGGAUGUGCAGAGCUGGAUAUUAUUAUGGAUAAGGUUACUAAGUUACAAAAAGUGCCUCUAUCUGCAAAACUGAAACACACUGAAAGAACUGAGCUCUUAGACAAAAACUACAAGUUAUUUGUGGAUUGUAUUCGACAUCAUCAAGGUGUAAUUGAAUUCAUGGUGAAAGUGGAGAACAAUUUUCACGCCAACAUAUUUUUUCAACUGAGCGGCAGCGUCGCCAUAAUAUGUAUCACUGGACUGAGGAUCUCUAUUGUGUCUCCGGACAGCGUGCAGUUCUUCUCGAUGUGCAACUACAUGGUGACCAUGCUGUCGCAGCUGUUCCUGUACUGCUGGUGCGGACACGAGCUCACUAUACGGAGCGAGAAGCUCCGCGAAGUCGUGUACCAGUGUCCGUGGUACCAGCAAGGGACCAGGUUCAAGCGGCUGCUGUGGAUCACCAUGGAGCGUAUGAAGAAGCCCAUCAUAUUCAAGGCCGGACAUUAUAUUCCGUUGUCACGGCAGACUUUUAUUGCGAUUCUUCGGUCGUCGUAUUCUUACUUUGCGGUAUUGAAUCAGGCAAAUAGCAAAUAAGGAUUGUGUACACCAAUAAAAAACAACACAGUCCCUAUAGUAUAGAUGUGUAUUUAUUAAUAAUUCAAGUGUAGUAGUUCAGAUUAAUAAUUUUACCUUUUAACAAACUAAA
Molecule: messenger RNA, 1298 nt
Organism: Plutella xylostella (diamondback moth)
Lineage: Eukaryota; Metazoa; Arthropoda; Insecta; Lepidoptera; Plutellidae
Source: RefSeq, a predicted model, not a curated record